AUGCGAGAAACCGAAGAAGAACGAGGUGCAGGGUUUGACCAUAUGCAGAUGGAAGAUCAGGUAGAAGACAUGGAGACACAGGAAGGAGUUGCCUUGGAGGAUGGAGGUGGAGAUGUUCCUGUUGUUGAGGAAACCCCAGCUGUCAAUGGGGAAUCCAGGCCACUGACUGAUACUGAUAUGGAGGAGGAUGACUCUCGACCAGAGGCCACUUUUCGUUUCACCGUUGAGAAUUUUAGUAAACUCAAAGAUUCUACACUGUCUCCUCCUUGCUAUGUGCGAAACUUGCCCUGGAAGAUCAUGGUGAUGCCACGAACUACUCCAAAUCAGGACAAGCAAAUGACCAGGUGCCUUGGUUUCUUCCUGCAGUGUAAUGGGGACUCUGAUUCAUCUUCAUGGAGUGUCCAAGCCAGUGCAGAGUUGCGCUUGCUUAAGCACGAUGGGGAAGAGCCAUUUUCCAGGAAGAUUUCCCAUCUGUUUUACUGUAAGGAGAAUGACUGGGGCUUCAGUCACUUCAUUUCAUGGAGUGAUGUUUGUGAUCCUGAGAAAGGAUACAUCAAGGAUGAUUCUAUCACGCUUGAAGUUUAUGUUUGUGCUGAUGCUCCUCAUGGUGUGAGCUGGGACAGUAAGAAGCACACAGGGUAUGUGGGUCUCAAGAAUCAAGGGGCAACCUGUUAUAUGAAUUCCCUGCUCCAAGUCCUGUACUUCACGAAUCAACUUCGUAAGGCAGUUUAUAAAAUGCCCACUGAGAGUGACGACUCAGCCAAGAGUGUUGCCCUUGCCCUUCAGAGGGUAUUUUAUGAAUUGCAAUUCAAUGACAAGCCUGUCGGUACAAAGAAACUGACCAAGUCCUUUGGAUGGGAAACCCUUGAUUCAUUUAUGCAGCAUGAUGUCCAGGAGUUUCUCCGUGUUCUCUUAGAUAACCUGGAGAGCAAGAUGAAGGAUACCUGUGUGGAAGGGACGAUACCAAAGCUCUUUGAAGGAAAGAUGGUUUCUUUCAUUCGCUGUAAAAAUGUUGAAUACACAUCCUCAAGAACUGAGGCAUUCUAUGACAUCCAGCUGAAUGUGAAAGGGAAGAAAACUCUCUAUGAUUCAUUCAAGGAUUAUGUAGCUGUUGAGAUGCUGGAUGGUGAGAAUAAGUAUGAUGCUGGUAUUUAUGGACUUCAAGAUGCUGAGAAAGGUGUCAUUUUUUCAGGGUUCCCACCCGUGCUUCAUCUUCACCUGAUGAGGUUUCAGUAUGAUCCCAUGACUGACUCUAAUGUGAAGAUCAAUGACAGGUUUGAGUUUCCAGAGAGUCUGAAUUUGGAUGAAUACCUCCAGAAACCAGAAGAUACCCCAGCUCGAUACACGCUGCAUGCUGUGCUUGUUCACAGUGGGGACAACCAUGGUGGCCAUUAUGUCGUCUUCAUCAACCCAAAAGGAGAUGGGAAGUGGUGCAAGUUUGACGAUGAUGUUGUCUCUCGAUGCACAAAGACAGAGGCCAUUGAAAAUAACUUUGGGGGUCAGGACGAAGAGAUGUGUAUUGCAGUUCGCAAUUGCACCAAUGCAUACAUGUUGGUCUACAUCCGUGACUCCUGCUUGCAUGAAGUCCUUGAAGAAGUGAAGGAGGAUGAUAUCCCAAGUGAGUUGAUAUUCCGACUUCAGGAGGAGAAACGCAUGGAGACAAUCAAACGGAAGGAGCGAAAUGAGGCUCAUCUAUACCUAGCAGUUCAGGUUUUGACUGAUGAUGACUUUUGUGGCCAUCAAGGACCAGAUCUGUUUGAUCCAGAGAAAGUCCAGGACCAUGCAUUGAGGUUCCGGAUCAGGAAGUCGGCCACAGUUCGAGAGCUUGUUGAGACCCUUGCAGAGAGCAUGAAGUAUCCUUUAGAACAGGUUCGCAUCUGGCCCAUCAAUCAACGCUCAAAUGAAACUUAUAGACCUUCUCUUCUUGAUCCAGAGGCUGAUUUUGGCAAAGCAGUCAUGGAUGCUGCCGACAGCAAUAAUCCAUGGCUAGUAUACCUUGAGCUUAUACCACCAGAUUCAGACAUUCAUGCCCUUUCUCCUUUUGAUAGAGACACAGACAUUCUCCUCUUUUUCAAGCAAUAUUGUCCUAAACAGAAGAAGCUGCAUUAUUGUGGGCAUCUAUACAUAUCUGUUAGUCGGAAUACCAGUGACUUGAUCCCAGUGUUGAACGAAAGGGCAGGCUUCCCGCCUGACACUGACCUCAUUCUGUAUGAGGAAGUUCGGCCAAAUCACAUCCAGAAAUUUGAAGAUCUCAACUGCCCUAUUGAAAAGGCACUGGAUGAACCCAUGGAUGGUGAUAUCAUUGUGUUCCAAAAAGAUGAUCCCAAUGUUGUCAGUGAAUUGCCCACAGCGAAGGCUUAUUUCCGGGACCUGCUUUAUCGAAUGGAGAUAUUGUUUAUCGACAAGAACAAUCCUAAUGAUUCUGGCUUCUCCAUGGAAAUGUCACAGUCUAUGACAUAUGAUCAGAUGGCCAAGAAAGUUGCCCAUCGCCUCAAUACUGAUCCAUACCUACUGCAGUUCUUCAAGUCACAGAAUUAUCGUGAUUUGCCAGGUUAUCCAUUGAAAUGUAGCUCAGAGGAUACCCUGAAGGAUAUAAUGUCCCAUGCAAAGCCAAAAACUGUGAGGAAAUUAUUCUAUCAAAUCCUUAGCAUCAAAGUGAGUGAACUGGAGAAUAAACGUCAGGUGAAGUGUAUAUGGAUGAGUGAAGACCUGAAGGAAGAGAAGGAACUGGUUUUGUAUCCAGACAAGAAUGGGAAAGUAGUUGAUCUCCUGCAGGAGGCAAGAAAGGUCCUCAGUUUGUCUGAGGCUGGUUCAGGACAGCUACGGCUGGUCGAAAUAGCCUCAUCCAAAAUAUUUUGUUCCCAUUCAGAAGAAACCCUCCUCGAAAACCUCCGCUUGGACAACACUAGAGUCUUUCGCAUCGAGGAGGUGCCCAAAGAUGAGACUAAUCUGCGGGAGAAUGAGGUUCUAAUGCCCUGUGCCCAUUUUCAAAAGGAAAUCUUCUCAACCUUUGGAACACCUUUCUACCUAAAAAUCACACAUGGAGAAUCCUUUGCCCGGGUGAAGGAGCGGAUCCACAAGAGGCUUGAGGUUCCUGACAAGGAGUUUGAGAAGUGGAAGUUUGCCUUGGUGGUGAUGGGACGAGCAACAUACAUCGACAAUGAGGACUUUGUUGUUGACCUGAAGGAGUUCCGUCCCCACUUGACCCCUGGGGGUCCUGGGUCUGCAACACGGCCCUGGCUUGGACUUGAGCACGUCAACAAGGCUCCCAAGCGCACCAGAUACAAUUAUCUGGAGAAGGCUAUCAAGAUCCACAAUUGA
Darwinula stevensoni is the source of this 3321-nucleotide messenger RNA. NCBI's taxonomy places the organism in Eukaryota, Metazoa, Arthropoda, Ostracoda, Podocopida, Darwinulidae. The record is from the annotation of a GenBank genome assembly.